CGGGAGCCGAACGCACGGAGCUCGCGCGGUUCAUUCGCACGCGAUAACGUCGAAUUCACUUAACAAAUCUAAACAAACAACCGCGUUGAUCAAUGAAACACAUGUUAAAGUUAUCGUCUCAUAUAAAAUUCGUAUAAAGAUCUUCAGUGUUGAGUGCCGACGGAGCGGUUUCCUUCGAAACGUGGACCUAAAACAGCGAAGUGGAUUUAGAGCUACAUCAACGUGCCAGCGGUCACUUUAUGAGUGCCGCUGGCGCGAUGUGCGACCGGGCCGGCUUCGGGAGCUCGAUGGGGCACUUUCCCAUGAGCCACAUGUCAGCGAUGGGCGCCAUAGGCACCAUGGGCUCGCUAUCCAUGAACGGGCAGCCGCAGCAGAAGAAAUCCCAGGAGGAACACAUAAAACGACCAAUGAACGCCUUCAUGGUUUGGUCUCGGUUGCAGAGGCGGAAAAUAGCUCAGGACAAUCCCAAGAUGCACAAUUCAGAAAUAUCAAAGAGAUUAGGUGCUGAAUGGAAACUCCUGACAGAAGACGAGAAAAGGCCGUUCAUCGAUGAAGCCAAACGUCUCAGGGCGAUGCACAUGAAGGAACAUCCAGAUUACAAGUACAGGCCGCGGAGGAAACCGAAGACCCUCAGGAAGGAGGGGUACCCGUACUCGAUACCGUAUCCCAGUGUGCCCAUGGACGCGCUCAGAGCGGGUAUGGCCGGUGGGGGCAUGGGUCAAGCGAUGGGAAGCUACUACGGCGCAGCUUACGGGCCGCUUGGAGCCAGCAUGGCGGCAGCCGCCGCAGCCGCUGCUCAGCAGAAUGCUAUUUCAGCAGCCUUGACCCCUAAUGCUCAGGUCAGUGCAUCGAUGGACAUGUCGAAAUACUCCAUAGAAGCUGAAAAGUACAGGAGUUACGGAAUGUACCCGGAUCCUUCACGAGGCUACCUGGAUUCGGCAGCCUUGUCCAAGGCCUACAUGUAUAUGGACCAGCAACAGCAGAGAUAUCCCGUGGACAUCAGCAAGAUGUACACUGAGGCUUCAGCCGCCAUGGCCGGUCUGAACUCUGUUAAUUCAGCUCCGUCCAGCUUAUCGCCCAGGUCUCCAGCAGAGUCUCCGGACAUGGCCAAAGCACAGGAAAGGACUGAAGGCAGUACAUCAUCAGGAUCGAAUCCAUCGCCAUCCCUGCCAUACUACCAAGGGUCAUCAAGUAUCCUGAUGCCGCAAUAUCCUGGCCAAUACGCCCAGAGCACCCAAGCGGGGGAGUUUCGGAGACCGUUGACUGUCAUAUUUUGACCAGACACUUAAUGUACUGACUGCUCAUGAUCAGUGUUGUUAUUUGUUUUUUGAGAUGUUGAAGUUGUUGUGCUUUUAUAGCGCUCAUGAUGACGUCAUAGCGAGAGAGCUUUUCUCAAAUGACGAAAAUCGAGUGUUUUUUUAUUGAUUGAAUCUCAUUUGAGGAUUUCAUAUGUAAUGUUAUUUUGUUUAAAAGUAACAUAUUAUGCGUAUGUAUG
Molecule: messenger RNA, 1495 nt
Organism: Bombyx mandarina (wild silkworm)
Lineage: Eukaryota; Metazoa; Arthropoda; Insecta; Lepidoptera; Bombycidae
Gene: Sox21b
Product: SRY-box transcription factor sox21b
Biological process (GO): positive regulation of transcription by RNA polymerase II; brain development; neuron differentiation
Cellular component (GO): nucleus
Molecular function (GO): RNA polymerase II cis-regulatory region sequence-specific DNA binding; DNA-binding transcription activator activity, RNA polymerase II-specific
Source: RefSeq, a predicted model, not a curated record